Molecule: messenger RNA, 1833 nt
Organism: Chrysochloris asiatica (Cape golden mole)
Lineage: Eukaryota; Metazoa; Chordata; Mammalia; Afrosoricida; Chrysochloridae
Exons: 12
Coding region: 1-1833 (610 amino acids)
Source: RefSeq, a predicted model, not a curated record
AUGGAGCUACCUUUGACGCUGGCUCAGAUGGUGGGUGAAGGCAUCGGAAGAGAUCCCCCUAAACUCACACUCAACGCAGACCAGCAGGGCCACUAUGGGAGUGGCCUACAGCAGCGGACUCUGCAGCGUAUUCUACACCAAUGGCACUCGAGGGUGUGGGAUCCCUGCACUCUGUCCAGUAGCCCCAGGACAACCUCGUCCCCAAAGCUUCUGGGCAGCAUCUCAGGAGGGGAGAGCGCCCUGGAGAAGGUUCCUAGAGACCCUGCCAUCCAGGGUACCCUCCUGGUGACCUUUCUUUGGGCAACUGGGCAGCGGCGGCAGAAACAGCACCUAAUGCUCUGGCAGGCACGUGCACAGCAGGUGCAGAGCGCAGUGAGGCGGUACCAACACACCCUCCAGAGGCGCAUCCUCCUCAGCUGGAGCCACUGGACAACAGCCCAAGGGGCCCGGAGAGAGCUGGCAGACCGCUGGGCCUGGGCUCGGAACUGCAGGGUCGCACUGGGCCUGUGGCGGCAGCGGCUGGUGCAGUGGUUGGCAGCAGAGCGGUGGGCCCAGGAGCGGGACCGGGGACUGGCACGAAAUGCCCUGCACCACUGGCAUUCCUGCUGGCAGAGGCAGUGGGUUCUACAUGAAAAGUACCAGGCAUGGACCCAGGUCCAUCUCCAGAGCCUACGGAGUGUUGUGUUCCAGGGCUGGUGGCGGGCAGCAGCUCGGCAGAGACUCAUUAUGACCAGGACAGAGGAGCUCCGACUGCAGAGCCACUUCCAGGCCUGGCGUGGACUUGUGAGAGAAGCUGGGGUGCUCCAGGCCCAGUGCCAAGCCUUCCAGGACAGCCAACUAAAAAGGGCAAUAGGGGCUGCGUUCACUGUGUGGUGGGCAGACCAGGCACAGGAGCAGCGCAUGGCCCGGGCCACCAUUACCCACCAAAGCAGGGCCAUGAAGCAGAGCCAGGCCCAGCAGGCUUUCUCGGUAUGUCCAGGCACCCCACACCAGCACCACAAGGCCCACCGGCAGGCAAAAGAGAGGGCCCAGGUCCAGGCUGGGGUGACCCUGUGCUGGACACUGUGGGUGCAUGAGACCCACCUGCGCCAGGUCAGCCGAGCCCAUGCUGCCCGCAAGCUGAGCAUCCGGGUCCUAGAGGCUUGGGCUCAAGUGGCAGCCCAGGCCCGUGUCCAGAAAGCUGCUUUUGCCCAGCUACGGCAGGCUAGAUCCAGACUUCUCCUGUGGACUCACUGGGCCCAGUGGCAGACAGCGUUGCUCAGAAUGCGGCUGGGAGCACAGACAGAGAUGGAAGAGACAUGUAGGGUCCACCUGAGGCCCAGGGCUGGCCUCAGGCACUGCCUGAGCCUGGCCAGCAGAGGGCGCCUCCUGCUGAUGGAGGUCCCUGCCCAGGACCAACAGGAUGAAUCGACAGUGUUGGCACCUAGAAUCACUGCUUCACCAGCUCCAGGCCUCCCAGCAGACCAGCUGCUUGGCAGCUGCGUGGCAGUGUUGGGUAGAUGCUUACAGGGCAGAGCAGUUGGCGCAGACCCUGUUCAGGUGGUGGCACCUGAGAUGGGCCUGGGGGAUGUGGCGGCGACGGAUCUUGCAGCUGCCUUUGAGAAGUGGCACAAGCGCCUGGCAGCCAGGGGUCGGAGAAGUGGCGCCAACAGCAGCCUGAGACCCCCAGGCAAGUUGGGUUCCCAGAGCCCUGGGACUGGGCAGGAAGAUGCUGGAGCCCUGGACAUGGGAGGACGACAUGCCCCCAUAAGGAAUGCCAGGCUUCAUGAGGGACCGACUUGGGUCCAGCCAAGCCUGGAAGCCUCUCCCGGUUUAGCUGCCAUCACCAUGUGA